This is a messenger RNA of Cucumis melo (muskmelon), 2692 nucleotides long. RefSeq names its product metal-nicotianamine transporter YSL3. Gene Ontology annotation, biological process: seed development; response to iron ion. Gene Ontology annotation, cellular component: plasma membrane. Lineage: Eukaryota; Viridiplantae; Streptophyta; Magnoliopsida; Cucurbitales; Cucurbitaceae. The record is from RefSeq and is a predicted model, not a curated record. Gene Ontology annotation, molecular function: iron-nicotianamine transmembrane transporter activity; oligopeptide transmembrane transporter activity. Bases 497 to 2506 code for a protein of 669 amino acids. The transcript has 7 exons.
ACACAAACCUAAGUCAACUUUCCAUUGUUUCUUUGUCGAAGAUCCCUUUUGAAAAAAAGGGGUUGUUGAAAAGGUUGCGUUUUGUGUAGUACAAAUAUCAGUUUUGUGUUAUUUGUACUUCUUUUUUCUUGCAGUACAACACAAAUUUUAGGUUCUCACUCUGGCUAUUUCGGUUGCUGUUAAGAUCAAUUGAGCAUAAAUUGAGGAUUGUUGUUAUUCUGUCAUGUAAUAGAGGAGUAGAAGAUUGAAAAUUCAUCCAUUUCUCUGAGUAUCUUGGUUUAAAAAACAGGCAAAAACGACUAUCCCCUAGUCAAAACUUUUGAUUUUUCAUCUAUUACGGUAUGUACUUUUGAUGGGGUUGAAUUUGUUGCUUUAUUCUCAAAUUCUCGUCUAAUAUUCAACUAUUUAGACUUCCCCUUUCUGAGUUCUACUUGCUUGGGACUAUAAAAAUGUUAGAUAGUUGAAUCAGAUUGGAUUGAAGAGUUUGGUUAUUCAAAUGGGGAACUCAAACAUAGAAGAAGUACAAGAAAUUGAGACUGCUGAAAGUAUUGAUGAAGAGAAGACUCAUGAUAAGGCAGAGGAUGUAAAAAGAAUUGCACCUUGGACUAGACAGAUUACACUCCGGGGUGUUAUUGCAAGUAUAGUAAUAGGUAUUAUGUACAGUGUAAUAGUGAUGAAGCUUAAUCUUACAACAGGUUUAGUCCCAAAUUUGAAUGUCUCUGCUGCUCUUAUUGCGUACGUCUUUAUAAAGGCAUGGACUACGUUGCUUGAGAAAGCUGGAAUUGUAUCCACUCCCUUUACACGGCAGGAAAAUAGUGUAAUUCAGACAUGUGCCGUGGCUUGUUACAGCAUUGCUGUUGGAGGCGGCUUUGGAUCCUACUUGUUUGGUUUGAGCAAGAAGACAUACGAGCAAGCAGGUGUGGACACAGACGGAAAUGCUCCUGGAAGUACCAAAGAAUUUGGAAUUGGUUGGGUCACUGCCUUCCUUUCUGUCAGUAGUUUUGUUGGACUUCUUGCAUUGGUUCCCCUUAGAAAGAUCAUGAUUCUAGACUAUAAAUUGACUUAUCCAAGUGGAACUGCAACUGCUGUUCUCAUCAAUGGUUUCCACACACCAAAAGGGGACAAGAUGGCAAAGAAGCAGGUUCGUGGGUUCGCUAAAUACUUUUCAUUUAGCUUUCUCUGGGCACUAUUCCAAUGGUUUUAUUCUGGGGGGGAGAAAUGUGGAUUUUCACAGUUUCCUACAUUUGGAUUGAAAGCUUGGAAAAAUUCGUUUUACUUUGAUUUUAGCAUGACCUACAUUGGAGCAGGGAUGAUAUGCUCCCAUCUUGUGAACCUGUCAUUGCUUUUCGGUGCUAUCCUUUCCUGGGGAAUAAUGUGGCCCUUAAUGAAAGGACUUAAAGGGCACUGGUAUCCUGGAUCUCUUCCAGAGAGCAGUAUGAAAAGCCUCAAUGGUUACAAGGUAUUUGUAUCGAUUGCUUUGAUACUUGGAGAUGGGCUUUAUCAUUUCCUUAAGAUUUUGUAUUUCACUGGCUCAAGCAUGUAUGCAAAAGCAACUAACAAGAAGCUGAAAACAUUUCCGGAUGAUUCAAUCCAAGCUUUUGAUGAUCACCGACGGAAUGAAGUGUUCUUAAGAGAUGGUAUUCCAAUAUGGGUCGCAGUCAUAGGGUACAUCUUCUUCUCCAUUGUCUCAAUCGUCGUAAUUCCAAUCAUGUUCCCGGAGGUCAAGUGGUACUACAUAGUUGUCGCUUAUACUCUGGCACCUUCUCUUAGCUUUUGCAAUGCAUAUGGUGCCGGUCUAACAGAUAUGAAUAUGGCCUAUAACUAUGGGAAAGUGGCUCUGUUUGUGCUUGCUGCCAUGGCCGGUAAAAAUGAUGGUGUAGUUGCCGGACUUGUUGGUUGCGGUUUGAUCAAGUCUAUUGUUUCCAUCUCCUCUGAUUUGAUGCAUGACUUCAAGACUGGCCAUCUCACACUUACAUCUCCAAGGUCCAUGCUUUUAGGCCAAGCUAUUGGCACCGCCAUAGGCUGCAUUGUAGCUCCUGUCACAUUCUAUAUGUUCUAUAAAGCUUUCGAUCUCGCCAACCCAGAUGGUGAAUACAAGGUCCCAUAUGCUAUCAUAUAUCGAAAUAUGGCUAUCCUAGGAGUUGAAGGUUUCUCAGCUUUGCCUCAGCAUUGCUUGCAGCUAUGUUAUGGGUUCUUUAGCUUUGCCAUAGUAGCCAACUUGCUGAGAGAUCUUACCCCUAAAAAAUUUGGGAAAUGGAUCCCACUGCCAAUGGCCAUGGCUGUGCCUUUCCUCGUUGGGGCUUAUUUUGCAAUUGACAUGUGCGUAGGGAGCUUGAUCGUGUUCGUGUGGCACUAUUUAAAUCGUCAAAGGGCUGAAUUGAUGAUUCCGGCUGUUGCCUCUGGUUUGAUAUGUGGAGAAGGUUUAUGGAUUCUCCCUUCAUCAAUUCUUGCCUUGGCUAAGGUUCAUCCCCCAAUCUGCAUGAAUUUUUUCUCUUCUAAAAGUUGAAUCUGAAAAGAGCUUUGUAGUCUAGAAUAUAGACAAUUUUAUGCAUAUUCAAGAUGUAGAGAAGCUGCAAAGUCUUGAUAACUUUUAGAAUAAAAUACAGAAAGUUUCAAGCAGAUAGAAAUUGCAGCUACUAUGUUACUAUAUGCGUUAAAAGCUUAAUAAAAUAUUUUGACAAAUUGAAUCAAA